This is a messenger RNA of Guyanagaster necrorhizus, 2494 nucleotides long. RefSeq lists its product as uncharacterized. Lineage: Eukaryota; Fungi; Basidiomycota; Agaricomycetes; Agaricales; Physalacriaceae. The transcript has 9 exons. Gene Ontology annotation, biological process: DNA-templated transcription; regulation of DNA-templated transcription. Gene Ontology annotation, molecular function: zinc ion binding; DNA-binding transcription factor activity, RNA polymerase II-specific; DNA binding. The coding region runs from base 1 to 1995 and encodes 664 amino acids. The record is from RefSeq and is a predicted model, not a curated record.
AUGCCAUCAAACGAAGAAAGUCUACGCAGCAAACACGACCUGACAAAGAGAAGGAGAAAACAGAAGGCCUGCGAUAACUGCCGCCAUAGAAAAGGUGACGGGAUGGUUAUGCCUGGGAAGCGAUGCUCAAACUGCAUUACGUUCGAGCUGGACUGCGCGUAUAUCGACGGAACCCAGGUCAGCCAUUACCGUCUCGCUAGAUUCAGAUAUGUCGAGGACUUGGAGAGGAAGGUCCAGGAAAGGGAGAAAAUUUUACUUCAGGUAAGAUCCUUUACUCGAUCGGUUGCUGCUGAUCCUCCUAUCAUCGCGGCGCAGAUGAUUCCAGACGGCGGGUUCAAUUCAUCACGCUUUACCAGUGGGGCCGGACCUAAGCACCUCAGAGCCUCCGAUCCCGACAAGGAUAUCACCGCUGAGAUCAACAGCAUGUAUCUCCAAGACCCAGACGAGCAAAAAGCUGAAUGGUACAAGGAUAUUAAACUCGGGUGCCGCUUUUUCGGAAAAUCCAGCAGUGCACAGUUUAUCGAGGCGGCGAUGAAGCUCAAACAAGAGUACUCUGGCAAUACACGUGCGGCCCCGCCCUUCUUGUCCUGGAAAAGACCAGAGUUUUGGGAUUCGAAACCACCGGAUCAGAGCAUUCACGCCGAGGUAUGUCACGAUAGCAUGUACGUCUUUCCAGAGGACGACUUGUUUCGAUCCCUGGUCGAUUUGUACUUUGCGCGGGUCAAUAUUCUCGUCCCACUUUUGCACAGACCGACUUUCGAUGCCUUGAUUGCAGACAAGGUGCAUUUGGAAGAUCAGGAAUUCGCCCAAGUGGUGAUGCUCGUGUGUGCGGUGGCAUCGAGGUACUCGGACGAUCCACGCGUUCUGUUCGACGGGCAGCCGCAACUGCGUUCUUGGCAAUCGAGUGGCUGGAAAUGGGUUCAUCAGGUGGUGCGAACCUUCAGGUUCCCAAUGACGUCGUCGACACUGUAUGGCUUGCAGUUCAUCUGUCUGUUUUCGCAGUUCAUGCUUGGCUCUUCAGCCGCUUCUGUCGGUUGGACGUUGGCAGGCAUAGGGCUUCGACUAGCUCAAGAAGCCGGCAUCCAUCAAAGACAGGCGACCGGCUCAACCCCAAACACAGUGGAAGGUGAACUGUGGAAACGUGCAUUCUGGUGUCUUAUGUUUAUCGACCGAGUCGUUAGUUCUCAUCUAGGUCGACCAUGCGCCCUUUACGACGAAGAGACUGAUGUUGAACUUCCAGUGGAAUGCGACGAUCAGUAUUGGAUACCUGCCAAUCCAGAACAAGAGGCAUUCAAACAACCUGCAGGCCAACCGUCUGAUAUCUCAUAUUUCAACUCCUGUUUACGCCUCAGCCGUCUGCUACUAACUUGCCUGCGGACCCUCUAUUUGAUGAAAAAAUCUAAGAUGUGUUUCGGUUUACUUGACCAGGAUUGGGAUCGGCGGGUUGCCGCGGAGCUUGACUCGUCGCUCGAUAGUUGGUUUGAUUCCGUACCUAAGCAUCUCAGAUGGGAUCCAAACCAAGAAAAUUCUAUUCGCUUCAAUCAGUCUGCUUCCCUGUAUAUCCUAUACUUUCAGCUGAGAAUCUUGAUACACCGGCCUUUCAUUAUUUCUUCCUCCAAUAGCUGGGCUCCAAUUCAUAUGUGUUCACUAGUCAUUUGUCUCAACGCCGCCCGCUCAUGCUCCUCCGUCAUCGAUGCCCAGCGUAUUCGAGGGCACAUCUAUCCAAUAUCCGGCUUUAUAGCCUUCAAUGCCGGAGUUGUUCUAUUGUUCAACAUCUGGUACCAGAGACACUUUGAUCAUUCUUUCGAUGCCUCUCAUGAUAUUGACAAUGUACACAAAUGCAUGGAGGCGCUCGAGCACCUCAAUACCUGGUGUGUGCCUCUGGCUCUUAUCUUGACAUCAUCGGAAUUAACUAACGUUCAUUCACUGGUAGAUGGUAUUUUGGCGGCAUUCUGCGGUAUUACCACCGUUGUUCUUCUUUCGUACGGCAUAUAACUGAUGGUGUCGCAACUGAUUAGGAAUAUCCUCCAUGACCUCGCGUCUGUGGGGGACCUCCCAGUGCCUGAUUCUACACUGACGUCUUCUGGCAUGUGGAAUGGAGGUUUCGAUGACCGCGGUUUCGGGCUAUUUACUGAUACUUCCAGUAUCAGCUCAAACGUCAGCGGUUCAAGUGAUGCUUCUUUGUUUACGACUUGGAAUACAGAAUGCCAGCCUCCGCACCCACAGGCGCCUCUGGAUGUCCUACUUGGUAGCGGGGUCAUCAGCUGGUUGGACCCUAGACGGGGGGAUAGCGCGCCUUCCAUGGAGUACGUUUGUUCCCGAAUGUCUUGCUGUUCUUGUUGACGGACGUUAGACUGGGUGACUGGAGCAUGUACCUCUCCAAUCUUCACAACCCCUCAACUUGGUCGUCGUAAUAAUCAAGGACUACUAACUUCGUAUGUGUAUUAUAUAUAGCUACGAAUAUACAGAGUAACAACGCGCUUACCAUCCAAGG